UGAUGCAAAGAGACUUGACUCCAUAAGAUGUGUUACCUUUGAUAGUAGAAUACUUGAAAUCUAUUGGAUUAAAGAAAUCUGCAAAGUAAAUUGAUUCUUUAUAUGAACAUGAUGAAACUCCAAUGGCCAAUAAGGAUUUAUAAAAAAUAAUAAAAUAUUAUGUUGAAGGACAUUCGUAAUUAAUAAUUAUAUAUUGCUUAGUAAACUUGCUGCAAAAUUUGUUGCUGAGGCUGAAAAUGAUGAAUAAGAGGAACAAGAAGAGGAAACUGAAUAAUAAAAAUAAGAGGAGAAGAAUAACAAAUAAGUAACAAAAGUAUUGUCAGAUAAAAGAACAUUUACUUAAAUGAAUAGUAAUAUGACAUAUUAAUUUUAAGAAAUACCAAUAAAUGAGGAAGUUGUAGAUCAAAAGGAAAAGAAGAGAUUUUUCCAAAAAUGUGAUGAAGCAGUAUUUGAUAAAUUGCCUGAUCAUUUGAGAGAUAAUACUUUUGAAGCCAAAAAGAAAUUUGGAGAAGGUGAUUAAUAUGGUGAGUUUGGAAAUGAUAAAUUGAAAUUUACAAGGGGGGAUAAUUUCAAGAAGGAGAAAGGAAAAUUAAAGAAUAGAUAAUUUUAAGGUAUGGGUAGCAUAAAUUUGAAUUCAAUAAACUCAAUUAAAUUAUGAA
Molecule: messenger RNA, 659 nt
Organism: Paramecium pentaurelia
Lineage: Eukaryota; Ciliophora; Oligohymenophorea; Peniculida; Parameciidae
Source: the annotation of a GenBank genome assembly